CUCAGCCUCUGUAGCACAUGCACCCCACCAGCUCCGCCCACUAGUCACCGACUGGGAAACCUCCUGGUGAUGCAGGCAUGCCCCGGACACUGAGCACCUCCACCGUGGUCACCCCAGGAAGCCUCAGCCAACCCCCCACGGAGCCCACAGAUGGCGAUCAGGCUGGGCAGCCCCUCCUGGACGGAGCUCCAUCCUCCGCCUCCCUGGACACCCUGAUCCAGCACCUCGUGCCCACAGCCGACUACUACCCCGAGAAAGCCUACAUCUUCACCUUCCUGCUCAGCUCUCGCCUCUUCAUCGAGCCCCGGGAACUCCUGGCCCGGGUCUGCCACCUGUGCAUCGAGCAGCAGCAGCUGGACCAGCCGGUGCUGGACAAGGCCCGGGUCCGGAAGUUUGGCCCCAAACUGCUCCAGUUGCUGGCCGAGUGGACGGAGACCUUCCCAAGGGACUUCCAGGAGGAGGCGACCAUCGGGCACCUGAAGGACGUGGUGGGCCGCAUUGCCCCCUGCGACGAGGCAUACCGGAAAAGGAUGCACCAGCUGCUGCAGGACCUGCACCAGAAGCUGGCGGCCCUGGGCCAGGGGCCAGAAGGCCUGGUGGGCGCUGACAAGCCCAUCUCGUACAGGAGCAAACCGCAGGCCUCCAUCCACAAGGAGCUGCUCGGCGUCUGCAGCGACCCCUACACACUGGCCCAGCAGCUGACCCACGUGGAGCUGGAACGGCUGCGACCCAUCGGACCCGAGGAGUUUGUCCAGGCUUUCGUGAACAAGGAUCCCCUGGCCAGCACAAAGCCCUGCUUCGGUGGCAGCACCAGCAACCUAGAGGCCUAUGUGAAGUGGUUCAACAGACUCUGUUACCUGGUGGCCACCGAGAUCUGCAUGCCAGCCAAGAAGAAGCAGAGAGCCCAGGUGAUCGAGUUUUUCAUCGACGUGGCCCGCGAGUGCUUCAACAUCGGCAACUUCAACUCCCUGAUGGCCAUCAUCUCCGGCAUGAACAUGAGCCCGGUCUCCAGGCUGAAGAAGACCUGGGCCAAGGUGAAGACAGCCAAGUUUUUCAUCCUGGAGCACCAGAUGGACCCGACAGGGAACUUCUGCAACUACAGGACGGCACUGCGUGGGGCGGCCCACCGCUCCCUGACCGCCCACAGCAGCCGGGAGAAGAUUGUCAUCCCCUUCUUCAGCCUGCUCAUCAAGGACAUCUACUUCCUGAACGAGGGCUGUGCCGACCGCCUGCCCAACGGACACGUCAACUUCGAGAAAUUUCUGGAACUGGCCAAGCAGGUUGGAGAGUUCAUCACGUGGAAACAAGUGGAGUGUCCCUUUGAGCAAGACACCAGCAUCACCCACUACCUGUACACCGCCCCCAUCUUCAGCGAGGACGGUCUAUAUUUGGCUUCUUAUGAAAGUGAGAGCCCUGAGAACCAAACAGAAAAAGACAGGUGGAAAUCGCUAAGGUCUUCUAUUUUGGGGAAGACAUGAGGAGCGCUGAGCUGAAGAAGGAGGAAGACGUGGAACCGGCAGAGGCCGCCGAUGGGCCCCGCCCCAGACAGCCCAGCCGGCAGCAGCAGGAACCAUAUGGACACUGGAGGGCUUUUGUCAGACCUCAGUCCCAGGAGACACUCAUGGGGGCCAUGCCCUGGGGACACCGGCCCUCAGGACUUCCGGGGCUGUGUGGCUGGUCAGUCUGCCCAUUCUGGGAGGGGACAUGGCACUGCCCCAAAGGAUCCGGUGGCUGCAGUCCCACCAAAUGACAUGUGCCAUGGAGGCCGACACAUGACCUGUCACCAGGUAGCCUGAGAGCCAUCACAGUGGGCAUCGUGGUGUGACGUGAGACAUGCCAGCGCAGCGUCUGUGACAGACCCCAUCCAGCCCUUCCCAGCGGGCUCGUUCCCACAGCCCGUGCACCCUCCCCUUCCUGGACUGUGCUGGCGUCGGGAAUGGCUUCCUGGUGACAGCGGAGAAACCAUCAGAGUGACCACCUGGAGUCAUGGGGUCCACAGUGUGUGCGUCACCGCCCUGCAACCCAGCCCCCUUGUAAAAGUGACAGUCGGUAUAAA
Lepus europaeus (European hare) is the source of this 2056-nucleotide messenger RNA. RefSeq names its product RasGEF domain family member 1C (gene RASGEF1C). Gene Ontology annotation, molecular function: guanyl-nucleotide exchange factor activity. Bases 78 to 1478 code for a protein of 466 amino acids. The record is from RefSeq and is a predicted model, not a curated record. NCBI's taxonomy places the organism in Eukaryota, Metazoa, Chordata, Mammalia, Lagomorpha, Leporidae. The transcript has 14 exons. Gene Ontology annotation, biological process: Ras protein signal transduction; positive regulation of GTPase activity. Gene Ontology annotation, cellular component: plasma membrane.